AUGAAUGGGUUGGUGCAAGACGUAAAAAAGUCACUGAUGUUGAAAUUAUAGAAGACAAGCUCAAUGGCACUACAGAUCUAUAAGAAUAAUAAGAAAUUGAAGAAAUAUAAUAAUAAAUGGAAGAGAAAGAAUGGGAGUUCGAAGAUGACAACAAAGUUUAGGAAGAAGGUCCUUCUAAGAGAUCUCUCCUUAAGAAAAUAGGUAAAAACAAAAAGAAUCCUACUAAAAAUGGUCGUGCCACAAAAAGCAGAAAGAUUCUUACUAAUUUCUGAAGAGAGUUAACAACUUUAAUAAAAUUCUUAUAAAAAUAUAAAAUUAGCUCCAUUACUUUUAAAUAUUAAAAAUUUUUAGAGUUUAAACUAAAUUAAAAGUGGGUUUUUCAAAAACAAUCUUUUAUCUACAUAUUCACCAGUCAAUUAUCAAAAAACAAGAAUAGGCUUUCAUUAUAUACUACCACAAAAAAUCAAUCAAGCUUGCUUUUUGUUAAAAGAUUGCUUGUCAGUUAAUAAAUUAAUAAUAAAAAUAAUAAUAAUUAUAGUAAUAACUUCAAGUAAAAAGUGUAAUUUAAGCUCUAAACUUAGCGAAAAUAAACCCAAUUAUAUUUAUUAAAUAAUUGCAACUGUAAUUCUUUUCUAAAUAAUUAUUUUAUCUUUCUAAUUAAUCAUUUCACUUAUCUCCUUUUGCAUGUAUUUAUAUAAUUGCAUUCAUUUUUCUCUAUUGUUUAUUUGA
Molecule: messenger RNA, 729 nt
Organism: Tetrahymena thermophila SB210
Lineage: Eukaryota; Ciliophora; Oligohymenophorea; Hymenostomatida; Tetrahymenidae
Product: transmembrane protein, putative
Exons: 1
Source: RefSeq, a predicted model, not a curated record